This is a messenger RNA of Lotus japonicus, 3428 nucleotides long. Its product is annotated as FIP1[V]-like protein. The transcript is spliced from 8 exons. The record is from RefSeq and is a predicted model, not a curated record. Gene Ontology annotation, biological process: mRNA processing. Lineage: Eukaryota; Viridiplantae; Streptophyta; Magnoliopsida; Fabales; Fabaceae. The coding region runs from base 94 to 3213 and encodes 1039 amino acids.
GAGGAGUAGGGUUUAAGAGAUUCCGUGAGGGUUUUAGAUAUGCAGGGGUUUUAGGUGCUCUAGCACCGCCACUACUCUCAGUCUCUGUUGAAAAUGGAAGAAGAAGAAGCACCAUUUCACGGUGGCGACGAUGAUGAUUUCGGCCAACUCUACCUUGAAGAACCACUCCCUCAACAACAACAACGAGAAGCAGAAGAAGAAGAAGCCGAUGCUAACAGUAACCACGCCAAUGAAAAUGUUGCCAUCGAAAGCAGCGACGACGACGACGAUGAUGAUUUGAACAUCGUCUUAAACGACGACGGAUUCGACAUUGACGACCGCGAUGCUUCCACAUUUGUUCAUAAUCCCCCGCAUUUGAGGACUCAAGGUCAAGGAGGAUCGUUGUUUGCGAAUAAUCAGAUGAAGAAGUCGAAUCCCUCCUCCAUGGCAAUGCCUUCCUCCUUCAAUAACAUGACAUCAAGUCAUUUGUAUGCUGCUGCACCCAAUCCAAUGGUGUCGCAUCAGGGUGGAUACUCAUGGUUUCUUCCUUCGUACUGGAGUGCAUUUAAUGUAAAUGUUGAUGCUUUAAAGGAGAAGCCAUGGGUGUUUUCUGGAGUUCACAAAACUGAUUACUUCAAUUAUGGUUUUGAUGAGACCACUUGGAAGCUAUACUGUACUUCAUUGGAGCAACAUUGGCGAACAUCCACACAACAGGAGCAACAUUGGCGAGCAUCCACGCAACAGGAGCAACAUUGGCGAGCAUCCACACAAACUGGUAUUUCUGUUGACGGGUCUGCGAAAUUGAAUAAGCCAAAAGGAAAAGCAAUACGAGUUGAGGAAAGCAUGGGUGAACGCCAACCAUCCAUACACCUAAGGCGUCCAGUCAGCAGGGAUUCUGAUGUUGUUAUAGAGAUCAAGGUGCUUGAGUCCUCUGAUGAUCAUUCUGGUUCUGGCAACAGCACCGUAGUGGAUGCAUCAUUAGAAGUGGAAUCUAUUGUAGGCAAGAACAAGAAUAUUCUCAAUUAUUUCACUGAAUGUGAUGAUGUGCUGUCUGAAGAUCAGUUGGAAGACGUUAAAAAAUCAGAUGAAAUUUCUCUUCAGCAGGAAAGAACUAGCCUGAUUCCUGGUGUAAAUGAAGAUGGGCAUCAGGAUCAAGCUGACCAUCUUGCCGAAGAUACUGCAGAAGUUUCAGGGAAAGAAAUAAAAGCAGAGGAGAAUGGUGGCAUGGACGCAUGCAGUCCUUAUUCAUGCUGGAAUGAACCAGAGUUGUCACUUGGUGAUCAUGAGCAUAGCCUGACUUCCUAUACUGAUAGUGAUUCCGAGGGAACACAAAACAGUGUACAUGUUGAUGAUGAGAAAAGUCUUGUCCCUGAAAGAAGGCAAUCAAUCAAUUCCAUCACUGAUUUGAAGGGCAAGUCUUUGCCACUUUAUUGUGAGAACUCCAAGAAUAACAGUUUCAGCAGAAAAGCAGUAAAUGUAGCUUACAAUUCAAGAACUAGAGUUCCACAUAGAAAGGAAUGGAGGCAUCGAAGUGGUAGGCAUGAGGGUGGUUUGAAUCUGAAUAAGCACAAUGAAAAUGAUAAUCAUGUUUCCUCUAUCCUCAUGUCUGGUGCAAGGGAUCUGUCUCAGUUGGGUAGUCAAUUUGUUGAUUAUGGUAGUAGACAUAGAGAGCAACUACAAGGUUUUGGCAGUCAUAAAAGAAGAGAUGUUUCAUAUACUAGGGAAACUAAACAAACCUGCUAUUAUGGGGGUGAAAAGGCUGUUGAUGACCUGGUUCAAAGAGACCACUCUAAAUAUUCAUAUGAAGAAGGUCGAGUCCGGGAUAAAACAAACCGAUAUUACAGAAAAAAUUGGGGUGUCAGGAAUUAUUUUUCUAAACCAGGUUCUCGGAUGGCACGUUACGAGGACAGGGAGAGAGAUCAUUAUCAUGAUGGUUGGGGGUAUGCUGCUGAUGACCUGAACCCUGACUCUUGUAGGGAGUCAAUGCUGCUUCUUCCAAAACAUUCAUCCUUUCCUCACCAGGAGAGGGACACUCAAAGGGAAAGAAUAAAUGACAAGUCCUACUUUAGAGACAGAAACUACAAUGACGAUUUUGAUGAAUGUGAGAUUGAAUUUUCAAACAAAAGCUAUAGAAUGUCUCCUUAUUCUGCUGAGAUAGAAAUGGAAUAUUUAAAUAAUAAACGCGAUGAGCAGUUUCUACAUACUGAUAGAGAUUGGAGAGGAUCUGUCCGAAGGGUAAAACAUCGUGGCGAGCCUCCUCUUGUUUUGGAUAACCUGUGGUCUGGGAAAAUGGAUGAAAAAUGUCAGGCAUAUACACAUCAUCAGAACUCAAAUUUUAGGUAUCGUAGACAAUCUACACACUCAGUGAGAAAUGUUUGUGGAGCAAGAGUGAAAGAAAAUUUUGAGUAUCAUACCCAUGCUGCUGAAGAUGAAGAUUUCAUGCUUUAUCCUGUAGAAGAGUAUCAGUGUUAUAGGUCCUCAUCUAAGUUCCAGAACUGCACUGAGGAGGAACUUGUUUUUAGGCAUCAUGAAACUCAUGCAACAUCUCUGCAAGAUGACAUGCAAAUUGAUGAUAUAAAAUUGCGGCAGCAUCAGCUAAAUAUGCCAAGGAGAAAUAACAAUGGUUUUAAAAGCUCUAAGGUCAUAUGCAGAAGUAAUCUUAGGCAAGCAGCGCUGAGAUGCAGGAAAUCAGUUGAUUUGGUUAACGGGGAAGGAAAGUCUCAGGCAAGAAGUUCCGGAAUCUUUUGCAGUGGUAGGCUUCAAUUUGUCGAUGAAGGGAUUGCUAAGAAGCCAAGAGCUUCAGUGGGUCUUGCUGAAUCUCGUAAAAAGGCCAUUACAUUCGAAACCUCAAAGUACGAGAGCAACCUUGAAAAUAAGAAAUGUCUUCAAAACCUUCAAGAUAAAGGGCAGAAAGAAAGCUUGGAUAUUGAGGAAGGUCAGGUUGUACCAGAAGAACUAUUCACAGUGUCUUCUGUAUCCAGAAAAGAUGUUUCUGAAGGUGCAGCAAAGUCACAGCAUGAGAAUAAUUCUGACCAGUUUAUAGGUGGUUAUGACAAUCAAAGGAUUCUUGAUUCAUUAGCUAAGAUGGAGAAACGUGGGGAGCGCUUCAAGCAGCCCAUUACACUGAAAACAGAAGCAGAAGAAGAGGGUUUGAAGCUCAACAAUGACUCAGUAGAUGCCGGUGAAGCGAAGCAACAUAGACCAGCUCGAAAGAGGCGCUGGGUUGGUAGCUAGUUUUUUAUUUAUUUUUCAAGGCUUGAGAACCUGCUGAUUCAAUAAAGGGGAGACAGCUACUAUGAGGAAACUUGGUUAGUCCACAAAGUUUUUUGGCAGAAAUUCUUUAUCCAUGGAAUAGUUGAGAUCAGAUGUUAAUUUUCUUUGACUUGAAUAUAGCCUGAUCGGCCUAAUUAACAGUAUUGGCACUUUUGAAAGGUCUAUAUUGUGAAGAA